This is a messenger RNA of Ailuropoda melanoleuca (giant panda), 7313 nucleotides long. It is a transcript of the gene STAB2, whose product is annotated as stabilin 2. The transcript has 62 exons. Gene Ontology annotation, biological process: cell adhesion. Gene Ontology annotation, molecular function: hyaluronic acid binding; low-density lipoprotein particle receptor activity; calcium ion binding. Bases 201 to 7313 code for a protein of 2370 amino acids. The record is from RefSeq and is a predicted model, not a curated record. NCBI's taxonomy places the organism in Eukaryota, Metazoa, Chordata, Mammalia, Carnivora, Ursidae.
ACAACCCCUGGAUUUGCCAGUUUUCCUGUCUUGAGGCAGUGCUCCCAUCAUCUGCUUCAAUUCAGGAAAAAGAGGGGAAAGAGUUUAAAAGCAAACACGGAAAUGAAAGAGAAUUCCCUAGGAGUUCAUCAGACUACGAGAAAAUAGCUGAGUGGUUCUGACAGGUGCCUGGAAUCAGAAGGACCAAAUAGUUUCUCACCAUGCUACAAAAUCUCAUACUUUUUCUUCUUGGAUUGGUUGUACACAAUUCCUGCUCCCUGCCUGAAACUACAGACCAGGCAAAAAGAUGUGAUAAGAAAUCUCUGCUUACAAUUAGAACUGAGUGCCAGUCCUGCUCACUCAACUUGGGAAUUAAGUGCCCAGAUGGUUACACCAAGGUUACCAAUGGCUCCGUGGGGGUUCGAGAUUGCAGGUACAUCUUCGAGAUCAGGAAGUACUCGCUGUCUCUCCCUGGAUGCCGUCACAUCUGUAGGAAGGACUAUGUCCAACCUCAGUGCUGUCCAGGCCACUGGGGCCCAGACUGCAUGGAGUGUCCGGGAGGCGCGAGCUCCCCCUGCAGCGGCAGGGGCAGCUGUGCGGAAGGCAUGGAAGGAAACGGAAGUUGCUCCUGCCAGGACGGGUUUGGGGGAACGGCCUGUGAAACCUGUGCUGAUGACAACUUAUUUGGGCCCAGCUGCUCAGCAGUGUGCAGCUGUGUGCACGGAGUGUGCAACAGUGGGAUAGACGGUGAUGGAAGCUGUGACUGCUACUCCGCGUACACGGGCCCCAACUGCGACAAGCCCAUUCCUGAAUGUGCGGCCUUGCUCUGCCCUGAAAAUUCCAGAUGCUCACCUUCCAGCCAAGAUGAAAGGAAACUGGAAUGCAAAUGCCUUCCCAAUUACCAAGGCGAUGGCCACUACUGCGAGCCCAUCAAUCCGUGUUUACAAGCAGUCUGCCAUCCUCACGCUCAUUGCACAUACCUGGGACCAAAUCAGCACAGUUGCACUUGCCUAGAAGGCUACCACGGGGAUGGCCAAGUGUGCUUACCAGUAGACCCCUGCCAGACUCACUACGGAAACUGCCCUACGGAGUCUACAGUGUGCAUGUAUGAUGGGCCCGGACAGUCUCACUGUGAGUGUAAAGAACAUUACCGCAAUUACGUCCCUGGAGUGGGGUGCAGUAUGAUCGAUGUCUGUGAGUCCAAUAACCCUUGUCACAGGAACGCUAACUGCACUACCAUUGCACCAGGCCAACCCAAAUGCACUUGCCGGAAAGGUUACGUGGGUGACGGCUCAACAUGUUAUGGAAACAUCAUGGAGCGACUCAGAGAAUUAAACACUGAACCCAGAGGAAAAUGGCAAGGAAGUCUGACCACUUUCAUCUCGCUCCUGGACAAAGCCUAUGCCUGGCCACUAAGUAACCUGGGACCAUUCACUGUGCUCUUGCCCACAGACAAGGGACUGAAAGGAUUCAAUGUCAAAGAGCUCUUGAUGGACAAGGAGGCUGCUCAGUACUUCGUGAAACUCCACAUAAUUGUUGGGCAGAUGAACACCGAGCGUAUGAAUAACACAGACACUUUCUACACCUUGACCGGCAAGUCAGGAGAAAUCUUCAACGGCAAUAAGGACAAUCAAAUAAAGCUUAAACUCUAUGGAGGCAAAAAGAAAGUAAAAAUUAUACAGGGGGACAUAGUUGCUUCCAACGGGCUCCUACACAUACUUGACCGAGCCAUGGACAAGAUGGCACCCACAUUUGAGAGCAACACUGAGCAAACUAUAAUGACAUUGCUACAACCAAGAUACAGCAAGUUCAGAUCUUUGUUAGAGGAAACCAAUGUGGGACAUACCUUAGAUGAAGAUGGGACCGAUGGACCAUACACCAUUUUUGUUCCAAGUAAUGAAGCCUUAAACAAUAUGAAAGAUGGCACCCUUGAUUACCUCCUUUCUCCAGAGGGAUCUCGGAAGCUUCUGGAACUCGUCAGAUACCACAUUGUCCCAUUUACUCAGCUCGAAGUGGGUACUCUCAUUGUGACCCCACACAUUAGGAGCCUGGCCAACCAGAUCAUACAGUUCAACACAACCAACAACGGACAGAUUCUGGCAAAUGACGUGGCCAUAGAAGAGACCGAGGUCAUCGCCAAAAACGGUCGAAUCUACACCCUGACUGGCGUCCUCAUCCCUCCCUCCAUUGUGCCGAUUCUGCCCCACCGAUGCGACGAAAGCAAGAGAGAGAUGAAAUUGGGCACCUGUGUGAGCUGUUCUCUGGUGUAUUGGAGCAAAUGUCCUGCUAACUCUGAGCCCACAACACUCUUCACACACAGAUGUGUCUACACUGGCAGAAUAAGGAGCCUGAAGAGCGGCUGUGCCCGAUACUGCAAUGCCACCGUGGAGAAUCUGACUUCAGAGAAGUCAGGCCAUGACACAAAGGCAUCUGGGACUUCUUUACAGCGGAGCGUGGUCCUAAGUGCCCUCCGGGCCUGUCUUUGCUUGCAGUGUGUGGAUGGCCUCGAUGGCAAUGGGACGUGCAUCUGCCAAGAUGGCUUCCAAGGCUCCCAGUGUCAGUUCUGCUCCGAUCCCAAUAAACAUGGACCUCGGUGUGACAAAGAAUGUCUGUGCAUUUACGGAACGUGCGAUAACAGGAUCGACAGUGACGGGGCCUGCCUGGCCGGCACGUGCAGAGAAGGCUCUGCGGGGAUGUUCUGCCACAAGCAGACCUCCGCCUGUGGGCCCUACAUGCACUUCUGUCACAUCCACGCCACCUGUGAAUACAGCAAUGGGACGGCAAGCUGUGUUUGCAAAGCAGGAUACGAAGGGGACGGAAGCCUCUGUUCAGAAACGGACCCUUGCGCGGGAACCACGCCGGGGGGCUGCAGCCGAAAUGUUCGAUCCCUGAAUCUCCUACCCUAUGCAGACUCACCUCCCCACUGUGGUUUGCCUUUACAGAAUAUCACGAUCGAAGGAGCAUCUGUCAUUGACGGUGACAACACAGCCACAAACGGCGUGAUACACAUCAUCAACAAGGUUCUGGUUCCCCAAAGAAGCCUAACUGUCUCCUUGCCAAACCUGAUCACCCGGCUGGACCAGAUGCCCGACUAUUCCAUCUUCCGGGGCUACAUCAUUCAAUAUAACCUGGCCAGUGCGAUCGAGGCAGCCAACACCUAUACAGUGUUUGCUCCAAACAACAACGCCAUCAAGAAUUACAUCCAGGAGAAGAAGGUCGCAACUCUAGAGGAGGACGUACUCAGGUAUCACGUGAUCUUGGAGGAGAAGCUUCUGAAGAAUGACCUGCACCACGGCAUGCACCGGGAGACCAUGCUUGGCUUUUCCUACCUCCUUGGCUUCUUUCUCCACGAUGACCAGCUGUACGUAAAUGAGGCUCCGAUAAAUUACACGAAUGCAGCCACUGACAAGGGAGUGAUCCAUGGCUUGGGGAAAGUUCUGGAAAUUCAGAAGAAUAGAUGUGAUAAUAACGACACUACUAUUGUACGAGGAAAAUGUGGGGCGUGUCUCCAGCAGCCGAUCUGCCCAUUUGGAACUAAACAACUAGGUGAAGAGAUAAGGAGAUGUAUCUAUACCAUCUAUUUCAUGGGAAAGCGAUCCCUGUUCAUUGGGUGCCAGCCAAAAUGUGUGAAAACCAUCAUUACGAGAGAAUGCUGUGCGGGCUUCUUUGGUCCCCAGUGCCAGGCCUGCCCGGGGAAAGCCGAGAACGUCUGCUUUGGAAACGGGAUCUGCUUGGACGGCGUGAACGGCACGGGCGUGUGUGAGUGCGGAGAGGGCUUCGCGGGCACGGCCUGUGAGAGCUGCACCGAGGGCAAGUACGGCCCCCACUGCGACCAAGUGUGUUCUUGUGUCCACGGGAGAUGUAACCAAGGACCCUCCGGAGAUGGCUCUUGUGACUGUGAUGCUGGCUGGCGAGGAGUGAGAUGUGACACUGAGAUCACAAAAGACGACUGCAAUGGGAUAUGCCACACCAGUGCCAACUGCCUUCUCAAUCCGGACGGCACAGCCUCGUGCAAAUGCGCCGCGGGAUUCCAAGGGAAUGGAACAGUCUGCACAGCCAUCAAUGCCUGUGAGACCAGCAAUGGAGGUUGCUCGGCCCAGGCUGACUGCAAGAGAACCACCCCUGGGAGCCGACAGUGUGUGUGCCGGGCAGGCUACACGGGCGAUGGCAUCGUGUGCCUUGAGAUCAACCCAUGUUUGGAGAACAAUGGUGGCUGUCACAAGAAUGCAGAGUGCACGCAGACGGGACCCAACCAGGCAGUCUGUAACUGUUUGCCCAAAUACACCGGAGACGGGAAGGUGUGCUCCUUCAUCAACACCUGCUUGACGAAAAAUGGCGGCUGUAGUGAAUUUGCCAUCUGCAAUCACACUGGGCCAGAAGAAAGGACGUGUACUUGCAAAGCCGAAUACACUGGGGAUGGGUUUACCUGCCGUGGCAACAUCUACCAGGAGCUUCCCAGGAACCCAAAAACAUCCCAGUACUUCUUCCAGUUGCUGGAGCAUUCUGUGCGAGACCUGAGUGGUCCAGGCCCCUUCACUGUCUUUGCACCUUUAUCUGCAGCCUUUGAUGAGGAACCUCAGAUUAAAGACUGGGACAAAAAGGGUUUCAUGCCCCAGGUUCUUCGCUACCAUGUGAUCGCCUGCCACCAGCUUCUUCUAGAAAACCUGAAAUUGAUCCCAAAUGCUACUACUCUCCAGGGGGAGAAAAUCUUCAUCUCCGUCUCUCAGGACACAGUGUAUAUAAAUAAUAAGGCUAAGAUCAUAUCCAGUGAUAUCAUCCAUACCAAUGGAAUCAUCCACAUCAUAGACAAAUUGCUGUCUCCCCAAAACUUGCUUAUCACUCCCAGAGAUGCCUCUGGAAGGAUUCUGCAAAAUCUCACGACAGUGGCAGUAAACCAUGGCUACACCAAAUUCAGCAGCCUGCUACAGGAUGUGGGCUUGCUGGGUGUCAUCACUGACCCCGUCCAUACUCCGAUCACUCUCUUCUGGCCCAGCGACCAAGCCUUGCAAGCUCUACCCCCCGAACAACAGGAUUUCCUGUUCAACCAAGAAAACAAGGACAAGCUGAUGGAGUAUUUGAAGUUCCAUGUGAUCCGAGAGUCCAAGAUUUUAGCAGUGGGUCUCCCCAGGGCCACUGCCUGGAAGACCCUGCAAGGCUCAGAGCUGCGUGUGACAUGUGGAGCUGGCGGUGACAUCGGCGAGCUUUUCCUGAACGACCAAACAUGCCGAAUUGUGCAGCGAGAACUCUUGUUUGACCUGGGUGUGGCCUACGGCAUUGACUGCCUCCUGAUCGAUUCCACCCUGGGGGGCCACUGUGACACUUUUGCCGCAUACAAUUUUUCGGGAGAUUGUUGGAGCUGCGCCAAUACCCCCAGCUGCCCGAAGUGGAGUAAAUCAAAGGGCGUGAAGGAGAAGUGUCGAUACUACUCGGCUUUCAGCGGGUACCUGGAAGGCUGCCGGGAGCAGUGCACCAUGGUGUUACGGCUCCCCAAGUGCUGCAAGGGCUACUUCGGGCGAGACUGUCAGGCCUGCCCUGGAGGAGCGGAUACCCCCUGUAAUAACCAUGGUUUCUGCCUCGAUCAGUACUUGGGCAUAGGCGAGUGUAGAUGCCACAUGGGCUUCAACGGGACGGCGUGCGAGCUGUGCCUGCCGGGGAGAUUCGGGCCUGACUGUCAGUCCUGUGGCUGCUCAGCCCAUGGACAGUGUGAUGACGGCAUCACGGGCUCUGGGCAGUGCUUCUGCGAAACGGGGUGGACAGGCCGUUUCUGCAACACUCAGACAGCCUUGGCCCCCGUGUGCACGCCUUCUUGUUCCGCUCACGCCACCUGUAAGGAGAACAACACGUGUGAGUGCAACCUGAAUUAUGAAGGGGACGGAAUCACGUGCACUGUUGUGGAUUUCUGCAAACAGAACAACGGGGGCUGUGCGAAGGUGGCCAAGUGUUCCCAGAAGGGCACGAAGGUGUCCUGCAGCUGUCUGAAGGGCUACAAGGGGGACGGCCGCAGCUGCACAGAGAUAGACCCCUGCGCUGAUGGCCUCAACGGUGGGUGUCAUGAGCACGCCACCUGCAAGAUGACCGGCCCGGGCAAGCACAAGUGUGAAUGUAAAAGUCACUAUGUGGGAGACGGGUUGGACUGUGAGCCGGAGCAGCUGCCCGUCGACCGCUGUUUGCAGGACAAUGGACAGUGCCACGCCAAUGCCGAGUGUGCCGACCUCCACUUCCAGGAUACGACCCUCGGAGUGUUCCACCUCCGCUCCCCGCUGGGCCAGUACAAGCUGACCUUUGACAAAGCCAGAGAGGCCUGUGCCAACGAGGCUGCAAGCAUGGCAACCUACAACCAGCUCUCCUACGCCCAGAAGGCCAAGUACCACCUCUGUUCAGCAGGCUGGCUGGAGAGUGGACGGGUAGCCUACCCCACUGCCUACGCCUCCCAGAACUGUGGCUCCGGCGUUGUUGGGAUAAUAGACUACGGACAAAGAAACAACAAGAGUGAAAUGUGGGAUGUCUUCUGCUAUCGGAUUAAAGAUGUGAACUGCACCUGCAAGGCGGGCUACGUGGGAGACGGCUUCUCGUGCAGCGGCAAUCUGUUGCAGGUCCUGAUGUCCGUCCCCUCACUGACGAACUUCCUCACAGAAGUGCUUGCCUAUUCCAACAGCUCAGCCAGAGGCCGGGCCUUUCUGAACCACCUGACGGACCUGUCCAUCCGCAAUACGCUCUUCGUGCCGCACAACAGCGGGCUGGGGGAGAACGAGACGCUGUCCGGGCGGGACAUUGAGCACCACCUCGCCAGCGUCCGCGUCUUUUUCUACAAUGACCUUGUCAACGGUACCGUCCUGCGAACUACGCUGGGAAGCCAGCUGCUCAUCACCUCCAGCCAGGACCGGCGACAACCGGAGACCAGGUUUGUCGAUGGAAGAGCCAUUCUGCAGUGGGACAUCUUUGCCUCCAAUGGGAUCAUUCAUGUCAUUUCCAGGCCUUUAAAAGCACCCCCCGCCCCACUGGCUUCAGCCCACACCGGCAUGGGGACAGGGAUAUUCUUUGCCACCGUCCUGGUCUUUGGAGCCGCCACUUUGGCUGCAUAUUCCUACUUUCGGCUAAGCCGAAGAGCAGCUGGCUUCCAGCACUUUGAGUCGGAGGAGGAUAUCGAUGUCGCGGCUCUUGGCAAGCAGCAGCCUGAGAAUAUACCAAACCCCUUGUACGAGAGCACCCCCUCGGCUCCCCCAGAACCUUCCUGCGACCACUUCAUGGUGAGUCUGCCUCUACCCAGAACAGAUGCAGCGGGGGUGCAGGAGAAUGAUGUCUUCCAUCUGGUGGGAGAAUCAGACAUGAACUAA